This is a messenger RNA of Bactrocera latifrons, 909 nucleotides long. RefSeq names its product cleavage and polyadenylation specificity factor subunit 5 (gene Cpsf5). Gene Ontology annotation, cellular component: mRNA cleavage factor complex. The transcript is spliced from 5 exons. Bases 135 to 839 code for a protein of 234 amino acids. Gene Ontology annotation, molecular function: mRNA binding. NCBI's taxonomy places the organism in Eukaryota, Metazoa, Arthropoda, Insecta, Diptera, Tephritidae. The record is from RefSeq and is a predicted model, not a curated record.
UUAUGAACAUAGUGUGGCAGCAUCAUUAAUUUUGUUUCGACGCUAAGUUGGCCAAUUUAUUAUAUAGUGCAUGCUUUUGCAUAUGUUAAAUAUCGUAAAAUUUAUACAAUAAUAUCGUCGGAUUAGAAUUUUCAAUGGCCCAGGUGUCAAAUAAAUCUGGUACAGGUUGGCCAAGACGCAGCAGUCAGGGCCAAGUAGACGGAAAUGUAAAUAAUGGAAUGCAGAAAUACUCGGCUGGACAGUGCUUGGCCAUAAACAGAACAAUAAACUUAUAUCCUUUGACUAAUUACACAUUUGGAACAAAGGAACCAUUAUUUGAAAAAGAUCCAUCAGUUCCAUCACGCUUUCAAAGGAUGCGAGAAGAAUUUGAUCGUAUUGGUAUGCGGCGCUCAGUUGAAGGAGUCCUACUUGUCCACGAACAUGGUUUACCCCACGUAUUACUUCUGCAGUUGGGUACAACAUUUUUCAAGCUUCCUGGGGGUGAACUUAAUGCAGGAGAAGAUGAGGUAGAAGGCCUCAAACGCCUUCUUACCGAAACAUUGGGGCGACAAGAUGGCGUGAAACAAGAUUGGAUUGUGGAAGACACAAUUGGAAACUGGUGGCGACCGAAUUUUGAACCACCUCAGUAUCCAUACAUUCCGCCACAUAUUACGAAACCAAAAGAACACAAACGGCUGUUUUUGGUACAGUUACAUGAAAAGGCUUUAUUUGCUGUUCCCAAAAAUUACAAGCUUGUAGCGGCACCCUUAUUCGAACUCUAUGACAAUUCUCAAGGAUAUGGUCCAAUUAUAUCAUCGCUGCCUCAGGCCUUAUGCAGGUUUAAUUUUAUUUAUAUGUGAAGGAAUGGCGAGUUUUUCGGGACAUAUUAUAAUAGUUAAUCUAAAUAAAUCCACAUUGGUAUUUUACUUA